Pomacea canaliculata is the source of this 2963-nucleotide messenger RNA. RefSeq lists its product as uncharacterized. The record is from RefSeq and is a predicted model, not a curated record. Gene Ontology annotation, cellular component: membrane. Lineage: Eukaryota; Metazoa; Mollusca; Gastropoda; Architaenioglossa; Ampullariidae. The transcript has 4 exons. Gene Ontology annotation, molecular function: hexosyltransferase activity. The coding region runs from base 928 to 2526 and encodes 532 amino acids.
CACGAAAUGACGUCGGCGUUGUGACGUCAUAAGGAAUCGUGACAUUAAUGGCGGACUUGCAGGAGGCGCCAUAUCUAAACGCUCUGACUUUUCCAGGAGAAGCGAAUCUCAGGCUGACUGCUCGCGCACCUGACGUGCAGGAACGAUCGAGACGAAGAAGACAAAGUUGAGCACCCGAGUGAAGCCACACUUUCACACCGAUCAUGCUUUUUGAUUUUACCUGUUGUAAUGAAAGGUGGUGGAAAAGAGGUCAUUAACUUGUAAACUCUGUCUGACCUCUAGGUCACCACAGUAACCAUCGACAGGAGGAAACCGGGAUGAUGAUGAUUCCUUAUCGAAUCCGAGUUCCGUAUACAGACAUAAGAAGUGGAUUGAGAGACAGGAGGGCGGUUUCCUUACUGAGCAUAAAUGAGUUCUCGGCAGCAAUCCUCAUUAUUGCUUUAACAUGUUUCUUGUGUAUUCUGGUGCUUAAUAUGACUAAAACAUCAUCAACAACGGAGAAUGCUGAAAAAAUUCCAUUAGCUGAGGAACUGUCUGUCUACGAAAAACUAUUCCUCUUUGCGGAAGAAGAACAAUCCUCAAAAGAAGAACAAUCUUCAAUAGAAGAACGAUCCUCAACAGAAGAGCAAUCCUCAAUAGAAGAUGAAUUCUCAACAGAAGAACAAUCCUCGAAAGGAAAACAACCUUCUAAUCAACAACGAUCUACAAAAAAGGAACAAAUCUCGACAAAAAAGCAAUCCUCAAAGAAAGAACAAUCCUCAAAUGAACAGCGAUAUCCGAAAAAAGAACAAUCUUCAAUAGAAGAACAAUCCUCAACAGAAGAACACUUCCUCAAUAGAAAAAGAAUUCUCAACCGAAGAACAAUCCUCUAAAGGACAACAACCUUCUAAUGAACAAUCUACAAAAAAAGAACAAAUCUCGACAAAAAUGCAAUCCUCAAACAAAGAACAAUCCUCAAAUAAACAGCGAUCCACGAAAAAAGAAAAAUUCUCGAAAGAAAAGCAAUCCUCAAAAAAAGAACAAUUCUCGAAAGAAAAGCAAUCCUCAAAAAAAGAACAAUUCUCGAAAGAAAAGCAAUCCUCAAGAAAAGAACAAUCCUCGAAAGAAAAGCAAUCCUCAAAGAAAGAACAAUCCUCGAAAGAAAAGCAAUCCUCAAAGAAAGAACAAUCCUCGAAAGAAAAGCAAUCCUCAAAGAAAGAACAAUCCUCGAAAGAAAAGCAAUCCUCAAAAAAAGAACAACCCUCAACUGAGCAGCCAUUCACGGAAGAUCAAUCGUUGCCCCACCUGACACAGUUGCCACCCAGGUACGUUUCUCCUCAGCAGUGGGAGGAAUGCAAGUUUCGCAUCGACAGCUUGGAGUCCUGGCGGGAGGAAGUGUGUGGCAGCAGUUCCCCUGUCGACCUGAGACCGGACAUGUGCGACGACUGCUUCAACACAACGGUGCCCCUGCUGAUAGAUGCGCCGUCUGUGUGUGACGUAUCAAACUCCGACGAAAGACUCGAAGUCCUCUUCCUCAUUUCCUCCCUGCACGACCAUUUCGAUCAUCGCGCCAAGAUCCGCAACAACUGGGGAGAUGUCACCGCCAACAACACCGCUAACUUCCGGCUUGUGUUUCUGCUGGGAACAUCGCCCAACGCUGACGUCAUGAGCAAAGUCAAGAAAGAGGCAAGCGUGUUCGGUGAUAUGCUAGUUGGACACUUUAACGACCACUACUUCAACCUCACGUUCAAGACUAUGAUGGGCGUGAACUGGGCGGUGAAGUACUGCAGCCAUGCAAGUUUCUUUACGAAAAUGGAUGACGAUGUUUGGAUCAACAUCGACGCUCUCUUGGCAAUGUUGGACGAUUUUCGCGAUGAUCUACAGGAAGCCAUCGGCGGACAGUGUUUUCAGAGAGCUAGUGUUAAGCGUCAUGAGCAGUCAAAGUGGUAUGUUUCUAGACAGUAUUACCCCAAAAAGUUGUAUCCACCAUACUGUUACGGGUUCGCCUAUGUCGGGGGAAUGGCCGUCCUUGAGCAGGUGUUUGCAGUAUCCCGACAUGUCCCCUUCUUCUUCGUGGAUGACGUGUACGUGGGGAUGGCCCUCCAGCAGGUGGGGUUUGGUGUCAUCAAGAUUCCAGGCUUCACAGACCAAGGAUACAGCUGCUGGGAGAGAGACAUCGAUAACAUCGCCGUCCACAACGCUUCCGAGUGGCAGGUGGUUUCCCGCUGCACCAGACCCGCGUUCCUCGAAGCAUCUCGACCAUCCAAGCACACUAAAGACUCUACUCCUUCUCCUCAAAUUACAGUCAAGUCUAGCCCCUCCUCUCAGACUAAUCCUCCUCUAAAGAGCAUCCUCCCUCUAAAGAGAAUCCUCCUUCUCAGGUUAAUCCCGACUCUACGAUUAGACCCUUAUCUAAGUAUAAACCUAGUCUUACUACUGUAUCUAGCCCCUCUCGGGAAUCCAGCUCUCCUGAUAAAUAUACAUUUUCGAUUAGUAUUUCUAAUCCGUUUUGGUUUCUUAUUCUCUAUUUUGCACUUGCAGGUUUAAGAAGCACGAAUAUUUUUAGCUUCUGCCUGAAGAAACUUUGGUCUAAGCUGACAUAUCUUUUGUAACUAAGAACUUUACAAAUUACAUGAAUGAACACAAAUUGCAGUGACAAAAUUUUAACACUCCGGACUAAAGCAAUUAAAAUAAGUUUGAAUUCAUUACAUUGCUAGAACUAGAGCUAGACAAUUCAGCAGCCACUCUCGAGUACACUUUUUAGUGUUCUGACUAAAAAUUUCAUUAACAGAUGACUUUUGCUGAGUUAAGUAACAACUUUUAUUUUUAGCUUAGGUAAAAUGCAUAUAAUUUUACAAAGACUAUUUUUAAACCUAUGUCAAAAUACCCGAAAGCAUUUUAUAAAACUAUUUUUCUUCGUGUCUACAUUGACUGCGGCUUAUGUCUACAUAAAGACUGAUUUCAAAAUAAAGUUUUCACGAGAA